AUGGAGAACCAGCGAUUGCUCCUCGGAUUAAUCGGAUUGAUCGGAUUGAUUGGACUAAUCCUGAUGCCAGGAUCGGUGGAAAGCAGGCCGGGUGGAAUGGAGCUGCAGUCGCACUAUCUGCAGGCCAUCUCCGCCUAUCGCCGGCUGGAACGCAUCCUGCCGAAGGACGAACUCAGAGCGGUGACGAGUAUUGGAUUACUGAAUGGCGCCCGCCAGGCGGAGGAGCAAAUGGAGCAGCACUUGGUGAAGGCAGUCCGGGAGUUGCUGCUCCAAAUGAAUCUCACGGAAAGUGGCCGUGUCAUGUCCAAAAUCGAUGCCAUCGAACAGCAAUUGUCCAGGGAUCAAAGGGCGCUGGAAAUCCUCACGCGAGUUAUGGAUGUGGUGUCCCAGGCCAAGGACGAUCACGAGUUCAGAGUGGAGCUGAGGGAAAUGGCCCAGCAGCAGAAGGAGGAGGAGCUAUACAACCAGGAACUAUCCGCCGAUCUCACAGAUCAGCCGAAAUUAGGCGAGAGAUUGGGCCAACUGAGGAUCAAUAUCAUCAAGCAGGUGCCGCAGAUGAAAAACGAACUGGAGGCCAAGAUAGAGAAGGCCCUGCAGCAUUUAUUGAAGCAGGCUGGAGAGGAUGGGCUCUUGGCCAGGGCCAAGCAGAAGGUGAUCCACAAAAGGCAGAUCAAGAAGGAAAUGGAGCAGAGGAAACAGGAGGAACAGGAUGAGGCCGAGCAGCGGCAGAUGCCCGAGGAAAUGAGGAUUAUCAAGUCCAUAUUGUCAGAGGCUCAUGACUUGCGCUUCCAGGAUGACUUUCAGGAAAAUAUGCUGGAGCAGCAGCCGGCGAGGCGCCUCAAAAUGGAACCCAAUCCCUCGGAGCUCGAUGACCUGGAAAUAAAUGUAAAGUUGCCAAAUGUUACAGCCAAGGCCAAAGGUAAACCGAAAAUGAACUCCAAGCCGGAGAAGCAGGUGGAUGCGGAGGGCACAGGCUCCUCGGAAUUGGCCACAGAUGACGGCGAUGACCUUGGCGAUGGCGAUCUGGGAGCGGGCGAUGGAGGAGGUGGAGGAGGAGGAGGCGGUGGUCUGGUGGGCAUCAUUGGCAGCCUCAGUGGUGGUGAAGGGGGCUCCGAUGUGGGUGCCCUAAUUGGUGCCCUCACUGGCCUGGUUUCCACUUUAUUUGGCCCUGGUGGCCUGGACGUUCAAGGUUUGAUUCAGACUGGAACCUCGCUGAUUUCUGGACUUCUGGGUGGCAACAAAAACUUUGGUCUAGUCCUUGGUCAAUAUGUGGGCACCGCCUUGGAUGGUUUGUCUGGAGGUGGUGGAGCGAUCAACAAUGGCCAGUUUCUGGGCAACUUCUUGGGCACUGUGUUGGCCGCACUCAGCGCAGAUCCCGAGGAGGAGGGUCCGCCGCAACCUUUGACCUUCACCAAGAACCUGAUCACCAGCUUCCUGGAGGCCAAGUUCCGGCCAAAUUCGGACGAGGACACAGAGGAACGGCAUGGCAGUGCGGAAUUGCCACGCCCCCGCAAGAAGAAGGAAGGGGGCGGCGGUGGAUGGGCGGCUGCAGCGGCAAGUAGUUUUGAUUCCGGUGGAUUUGUGAAGCAGGUCGCCUCCCACCUGGUGAGCAAUGCCCUGGGCCUGAUCCUAAAUGCCGGACUGGGAGCAGCCGGAGGAGCCUCGAGUGCCGCGAAGAACAUCUUCGCCAGCAGCAGCAUGGGCCACCAUGCCAAGCCGCCAGAACACCACCAUCGAUCUUGGUCCCCCUACGACAACGAGCCAUUCUAG
Drosophila rhopaloa is the source of this 1770-nucleotide messenger RNA. Its product is annotated as golgin subfamily A member 6-like protein 2. Lineage: Eukaryota; Metazoa; Arthropoda; Insecta; Diptera; Drosophilidae. The transcript is spliced from 7 exons. The record is from RefSeq and is a predicted model, not a curated record. Bases 1 to 1770 code for a protein of 589 amino acids.